AUGCCGCCAGGUCUUACUGUGGGAAACCAGGGAGAAAGUUCUGGCCAAGCACAAGAACUGAAUGUGUACACGAGGAACUGCGAAGCAGGCAACAAAGACGAAGUUCUGGCAAUGUGGUACCAAAUCAGAAGGAAGAGGAAAGGCCGAGGUCACGGGCCAAGGACAAAUACAGAGCAGGAGCGCAGUACCAAAACAGAAUCUGAAGAGAAGUCAAAACAGACACUACCACUUAUCAAAAAGGACACAGUGGCUGGAGAAGAAGUAGGGGCCUAUUCUGACUCUAUAACUGCUUGCAGCCUCCACAGAGAGAUCAUUGCUGACUCCAUGAGCCGCCCAGGAGAUAUUAUGAUAGGGGGAACCUUUCGAGUUCAUUAUGACCGAGUCUACAAUGACAUUGAUUUCAGAAGCAGUCCCACAGAAUUCCAGUGCCAGAUGGUUUCCAUUGAGUUUUACCAGACCAUGCAGGCCUUAUUAUAUGCUGUGGAUGAGAUAAAUGCAGAUAUGGAACUCCUGCCCAACAUUACACUGGGCUUCCAGGUUUUAGACACCUGCAAUACUUUGCGGCGGACAGCACAGGGGGCUCUUUUAAUGCUGUCAGGAGGGCUGGAUAUGACCCCAAAUUUCAAUUGUUACAACAGGAGACGUCUUGCUGGUAUCAUUGGAGACUCUGCGUCCACAAGAUCCAUUCUUAUUGCUCAGAUCCUGGGCUUGUACCAAUACCCACAGAUAAGUUAUUUUUCAACCAACCCUAUUUUGAGCAACCGUGACCUGUUUCCAUCCUUUUUUCGUACCAUUCCCAGUGAUGACUUUCAGAUGAGAGGUCUGGCCCAGCUUAUCUCUUAUUUUGGCUGGUCUUGGCUGGGGAUCCUCGCCAAUGAUGAUGACUAUGGUCAGUCUGGACUUCAGAUGGUAAAAAAGGAAAUAUUAAAUGCAGGAGCUUGCAUAGCUUUUGUUGAGAAUAUAUUGACUACUACAGCUGAUAAAAAUGCUCCCUAUAUUGUCAAUGUUCUUCGAGGGUCGACAGCAAAGGUUGUGGUUGUGAUAUCCUCUGAUUCUCAUUUUGUGUUUGUGGUAGAAGAGUUGCUAAGGCAGAAUGUGACUGGAAAUAUCUGGGUAGCCAGUGAAGCUUGGGCAACCUCAGAUUUACUUACAAAGGAAAGAUUCAGCAGGGUUUUGUUGGGCACUACUGGUUUUGCAAUAUACCAUGGGCAGAUGCCGAAUUUUACAAAGUACUUCAACAAUCUCAACCCAUCUAAAGAUCUUCAUGAUCCAUUUAUAAGGGAAAUUUGGGAGCAAACAUUCUCUUGUAAGUGGGCCAGUCAGGAGAAUUUAGCAACGUGGAUGGAAAAUGCCACAACUAAAGCAUGUACAAUGAAGGAAAAGUUGGAGAACAUACUACCGGAAGAGCAGAGAUUGUCUCUUAAUGUGUACACUGCAGUUUAUGCAUUAGCAUGGGCAUUACACAAUAUGAUUCAUUGUAAGCCUGGAACUGGUCCAUUCAAACAUGGCACCUGUGCGAAUAUCUCUUCAUUUCACUCUUGGCAACUUUUUCAAUACUUGAAAAAUGUAACCUUCAAGACCCAAGAUGGAAGGCAAAUAUUUUUUGAUGACAAAGGGAACCCUCCAGCCAUAUAUGAUAUUGUGAACUGGCGAGUGAAUAGCAGAGGAACACUGGAACAGGUUGCAGUUGGGAGUUAUGACCUAAAUCGGCCUGAGCGUAAAACCUUCCAAAUAAACAGUGGUGCAAUGAUAUGGAUAGAUAAUUGUACACAGGUUCCUCUUUCGAACUGCAGCCCAAGCUGUUCAUUGGGUUUCAGAAAAGUAAUUGUCCCAGGAAAACCAAUUUGCUGCCAUGAGUGUGCCCGAUGUCCCCAAGGGCAUGUCUCAAACCAAACAGAUGCUGUGGAAUGUCAUCCAUGUUCCUGGGACACGUGGCCCAAUCUACAGCAAGACAGAUGCUUACCAAGAACUAUAGAAUUCCUUUCCUAUGGAGAAUCUUUGGGCUACAUCUUAGCAGCCAUCGCCAUCUUCUCUUCUGUUAUCCCACUCUUAAUUUGGGGACUUUUUAUUCAAUAUAAAAAAACACCAAUAGUCCGAGCCAACAACUAUUCCCUUAGCUGCCUUCUCCUGCUUUCUCUGUUUCUCUGUUUCCUUUGCUCUUUAGGCUUCAUUGGUUACCCACAACCUACACAGUGUCUUCUACGCCAGGUGGCAUUUGGGAUGGUUUUUGCUCUUUGUAUCUCCUGUGUUCUGGCCAAAACUAUUACUGUUGUCAUUGCCUUUAAUGCAACCAAACCAGGCAGCAGGUUAAGAAAGUGGACGGGAGUAAAGGUGUCCUACUGUAUCGUCAUUUUCUGUGUCUUUAUUCAGUUAUGUGUCUGUUCGCUGUGGCUGAUCAUCUCUUCUCCUUUCCCUGAACUAGACACUAACACUAAGCCAGGUUUAAUUAUUGUUAGUUGCAAUGAAGGGUCACUUACUGCUUUCUGGUGCAUGCUGGGAUAUCUUGGCGUCUUGGCCACUAUCAGUUUCAUUGUUGCCUUCCUGGCCAGGCGACUCCCUGACAGUUUUAAUGAAGCCAAAUUUAUCACAUUCAGUAUGUUGGCUUUCCUCAGUGUCUGGGUGUCCUUUAUCCCAGCCUAUCUCAGUGCACGGGGCAUGUAUACUGUGGCAAUGGAGGUCUUUGCCAUUUUAUCUUCCAGUUGGGCUGUGGUGAUCUGUAUCUUUACUCCAAAAUGUUUCAUUGUAUUGUUCAGACCUGACAUGAACUCCAGAGAACAUCUCAUGGGGAAAAGGAGAGAUCAAAAAUAAAAAGUCCAAAUUUGGGGUUUUAUUCAAUAAGCAGAGUGUUAUUACAAGUUAAAAUCAACAACAACAAACACAGCUGAUCUGAAAUAGAAGGCAAUUUGUUCUUCAUUAUGUCACUUUAAGAAGUGAGUGUAUCAAGGGAAU
Molecule: messenger RNA, 2949 nt
Organism: Xenopus laevis (African clawed frog)
Lineage: Eukaryota; Metazoa; Chordata; Amphibia; Anura; Pipidae
Product: extracellular calcium-sensing receptor
Exons: 8
Coding region: 1-2808 (935 amino acids)
Source: RefSeq, a predicted model, not a curated record